AUGGUCUCCAUCUACUCCAGGGCUUCCUCGGUGGGCGCUUCAGAUUCAUUCGUCGCCCUCACCCGAGCAAGUAGUUCACGGCCCCGAACAGCAACACGACCGACAACCUCGGGGACGAGCAUCGCAUCUCAAGAUAUCGUCUGUGCUGUCAGCGAGUCUCGCGGUGUUUCAGCAACGGUUGGCUUGGCCUUCGUCAACCUGUCUACUGCAGAGGCGGUUCUAUGUCAGAUUUGCGACAACCAGACCUAUGUCAAGACCGUCACGAAGAUCGGGGUGUAUGAGCCCACGGAGAUUCUCCUAAUGAAUAGUGCCCAGGAAUCCAAGCUCGCCUACAUACUCAAGGAGAACAUCCCAGACACAACGUUCACCUCGGUGGACCGGAAGUUCUGGUCCGAAACAAUGGGCCACGAAUACGUGGAGAGACUGGCUUUCUCAGAGGAUGUCGAACCCAUCAAGAUGGUCCUGGAGUGGAACUAUUUUGCCUCUUGCUGUUUUGCUGCCGUUCUGAAAUACGUCGAGGUAGAACUCAACAAGGCUUUCACCUGCCAUUCUCUGCGAAUCAAAUACGAGCCAUCUCAGGGUGCAAUGUCGAUUGACUUAUCUACCAUUGUGUCUCUCGAGCUCACUCAGAAUUUACAGGUUGCGAGGUCAAAGGAUAGCCUUUUCGGACUACUCAACGAGACACUGACUCCCAUGGGCACACGGCUGCUCAGGGCCAAUAUUCUGCAGCCUUCUACCGAUGAAUCGCAGCUACUGGCCCGCUACGACGCAGUCGAGGACCUGACCACCAAAGAGGAUAUGUUUGUUUCCAUUAGACAGGCUCUUAAGGGAUACCUUGACGUCGACAAGGCCUUGACUGCACUUAUCCUUGUCCCUACCAAACGAGCAAUUGGAUACGUCGAGCAAUCUGUAAACAAUGUCAUCAUGGUCAAAACAUAUGUCUCAUCCAUCAAGUCGAUAUACAAGGCACUUGCUCCGGCUCAGAGUAAUAUGCUCCUCAACAUCAGAGAGCUAUGCGCCCCGGAAGGUCAUCAAGCACUGGAGCAGCUGAUCGACGAAACUCUGAACGAAGAAGUCACCUACACGACAAAGCCACUCGACCUCAGGAACCAGAGGAUAUAUUGCGUCAGGGUAAAGGUCCUUUUGCGUGCUCCACUAUCUAAGCUGGCUGACCACUUCGAUCUCCAAUCCGGAUCCCAGGCUGGGGUCAAUAGCUUGCUUGACGUCGCAAGACAGGCAUAUAAAGAGGCCAAUACAGAUGCUACAGAGUUGGUCACUGCUCUAGCGGAAUGCCAUGACCUUGCGCUCGAUCUGAAGUAUGAUAGAGCCCGCCAAUACUACAUCAGCAUUUCAACCACAGAAACCCAUACACUACCCGAGGUCUUCAUCAAUGUCUACCGCAAGAAGAACCGCAUCGAAUGCCAGACGCUCGAUCUCGUCAAGCUGAACCACAAGAUCCGAGACGCGCACAACGAAGUGAUCAACAUGAGCGACGAGACGGUCCAAGACCUGACCACGAGCAUCUGCUCCGAGGUAUCGAGUCUGUUCAAGAUCAGCGAAGCCAUCGCCAUCCUCGACAUGCUAGCCUCUUUCGCACAGUUAGCCACGAGUCACGAGUACAUUCGCCCGGAGAUCACCAACGUGCUCGCCAUCAAAGCCGGCCGCCACCCGAUCCGCGAGAAGAUCCACGCGAGGAGAUUCAUCCCGAACGACGUCUACGCCACGCCGCAGACGCGGUUCAACGUCAUCACGGGCUGCAACAUGAGCGGCAAGUCGACCUACAUCCGGUCGAUCGCCCUGAUGACCGUGAUGGCCCAGAUCGGCUGCUUCGUGCCCGCGGAGUAUGCCUCGUUCCCCAUCACCCACCAGCUGUUCGCGCGGAUCGCCACCGCGGACGAUGUCGAGGCUAACGUCUCCACCUUUGCCGCCGAGAUGCGCGAGAUGGCAUUCAUCCUGCGCAACGUCCUGCCCGAGCAGCCGAGCAUGGUGUUCGUCGACGAGCUCGGCCGCGGCACCAGCACCGCCGACGGCCUGGCCAUCGCCAUCGCCAUUGCCGAAGCGCUAGUCGAGAGCCACGCCCUGGUCUGGUUCGUGACGCACUUCCGCGAUCUGGCGGUGGUCCUGGGCGAGCGCAGCGGCGUCGCCAGCCUUCAUCUGGCCGCCGAGAUCAGCCCCGACGCGUCCAAGAUGACCAUGCUCUACAGGGUCGCCGAGGGACCCGACACCACGCGCUUCUAUGGCCUAGCCUUAGCCAAGCUGGUCGACCUCCCGCCGGGUGUCCUCGAAACGGCGCAGGAGGUCGCUGAGAACUUGGACCGCAUGGCCAGGCGUCGGCACGCGAAGACCCGCGCAUUGGCCGUCACCCGCAAGCGCAAUCUAAUCCUUUCGCUCAGGGAACAGUUGCUGUUGGCGCGGGAUGGGACCCUGGGUAACAAGGCUCUUUGGCGGUGGCUGAAGCGUCUCCAGGAUGAGUUUCUCCUGCGCAUGGCCGCGAUUGACGGGGAUGCGGCGGAAAGUAGUGGUGAUAAUGGCGCUGCAGACGAUGCUGAAGACGACGCUGAAGAUGAUGCUGACGAUGACGGUAAGAAUCCCGAAAAUCAGAUGGAUCCCGAAGCGCCCGAGGACAGCCUGAGCUGGUCGGAAUAA
This is a messenger RNA of Aspergillus aculeatus ATCC 16872, 2646 nucleotides long. Its product is annotated as MutS family protein MSH4. NCBI's taxonomy places the organism in Eukaryota, Fungi, Ascomycota, Eurotiomycetes, Eurotiales, Aspergillaceae. Bases 1 to 2646 code for a protein of 881 amino acids. Gene Ontology annotation, molecular function: ATP-dependent DNA damage sensor activity; mismatched DNA binding; ATP binding. The transcript is spliced from 7 exons. Gene Ontology annotation, cellular component: nucleus. Gene Ontology annotation, biological process: reciprocal meiotic recombination; mismatch repair. The record is from RefSeq and is a predicted model, not a curated record.